CUCAGCUCGAGGGAGAGGAAGGGAGCUGUGACUCAUGCCCUUAUCAGCCAGCAGCUUUCCAGACCAAGGCCACGGCUCCUUUAGGACGAGCUCAGAGGUUGUCCCUCCAGUCUUUGCUGGUGCCUGUUGUUCAGUGACAUCACAAGCCUGACUUUGAGGGAAAAAACGCUCUUGCAAAGGCAAUGCCUGCACUGCAUGUAUAUAUAUAUAUAGAGAGAGAGAUGUAAAUCGCACAGGCAGGGGUCGGCUGCACGCUCGGCCCUUGGGCAGCAGCGACGAUGCACCCGGGACGGACGGACGGACGGACGGACAGAGGGGGAGGUGUGACCUGAGGGUUUGUACUUUGACCUUGUCUCGGAGGCAGUUAUGGGCUUGUGCCCGCCCGGAUCUGCCCCACCUCCCUUCCCAGAAGCCAUAACGCACGAAGAGAAAGGGAAUUUUGCUUUCGGUUUCAGGUCCCUUGUGGGGCUGCGCUGUUGUCUCCCCCUGCCCAGCCCCACGGCGGGGGGCAGGAGCGCAGCACCGCAGCCCACCCCCGCCAGGAGCGAUGGCUGCCUGCACCCCAGCAGGCAGGGCUGUGAAAGCGGAUGGGAAGGUGCUGGUUUCCUCACGCCCCUGCCUCCCUCGCGUCACCUCUGCCCUGGCUCGUGCUGUGAUUUUCUCCUGUGCCUUUCUCGUCCCUGAGCUGGAGGGCGCCCAGUUCAGGGUCUUGGGACCCGACCAGCCGGUCACUGCCGUCGUGGGAGAAGACGUCGUGCUGCCUUGCCGCCUCUCCCCGAGGCUGAACGCCGAGAACAUGGACGUCCUGUGGUUUUGGUCCACAUCCUCCAUCCAUGUCCACAUCUACCGCAGCGGGUGGGAUGACUACUCCUUGCAGAAUCCCCAAUACCGGGGGAGGACAGAGCUGUCAAAGGAGGGCCUCUCUGUUGGGAACGUUUCCUUGAGGAUCCUCAGCACCCGGCUGAGCGAUGAGGGACAGUACCGGUGUCUCGUCCAAGAUGGGGAUUCUUAUGAAGAAGCCUCUGUGGAGCUGCAGGUAGCAGACUCCAUUUUCCCAAAGGAAUAUCCCUGGAAGGUGGCUUUCUUCGUGACCCUGGCUGCCUGCUUCGCUUCCCUGGUUGCCUUCCCUCUUUUCAUCUCACGGCUACGAGGUAAGGCAUUAGGCAGGAGCAAGGGGACUUUGGGGCACCCAAGAGGGUCUCUGAGCACCCAAGAGCACACGGAAUGACGUGGACCUGCUCAC
This is a messenger RNA of Phalacrocorax carbo (great cormorant), 1243 nucleotides long. NCBI's taxonomy places the organism in Eukaryota, Metazoa, Chordata, Aves, Suliformes, Phalacrocoracidae. The record is from RefSeq and is a predicted model, not a curated record.